Molecule: messenger RNA, 2978 nt
Organism: Cicer arietinum (chickpea)
Lineage: Eukaryota; Viridiplantae; Streptophyta; Magnoliopsida; Fabales; Fabaceae
Source: RefSeq, a predicted model, not a curated record
GCAGAGUAUGCAUGAGUCACCCUCCUUCCUAUUUAAAAAGUGAAUCUCGAAAGAACUGUAUCUCAAAAAGCAUUGAUAUUGCUAUUUCCACCUCCAUUUUCCGCCGCCUUUAACAAUCACUGAAACAAAACUGCUUGUUCAAAAAUAAUGGAACAGAAAAGCUUUCUGUUAUCAGCGCUGAGUGUUGGGGUUGGAGUUGGAGUUGGAAUUGGUUUAGCUUCUGGACAAUCCGUUUCUAAAUGGGGACCUAAUUAUUCUUUCCCAUCAAACGCCGUUACUGCUGAUAAAUUUGAGCAUGAAAUGCUCCGUCAAGUUGUUGACGGUAGAGAAAGCAACGUUACUUUCGAUAAAUUCCCUUAUUAUCUAAGUGAGCAAACGAGGGUUUUGUUGACAAGUGCUGCUUAUGUUCAUUUAAAGCAUGCUGAAGUUUCUAAAUAUACGCGUAAUCUUGCUCCUGCUAGUAGAACUAUUCUCCUCUCAGGCCCUGCAGAACUUUACCAACAAAUGCUUGCUAAAGCUUUAGCUCAUUACUUUGAGGCCAAGUUGCUUCUCUUGGAUUUAACUGACUUUUCAUUGAAGAUUCAGAGUAAAUAUGGUUCUGGCAACAAAGAAUAUUCUUUCAAAAGAUCCACAUCAGAGUCAACUUUGGAGAAGCUAUCUGACCUAUUUGGCUCAUUUUCAAUCUUUCCACAAAGGGAGGAACCUAAAGGAAAAAUGCACAGGCAAAGCAGUGGAAUGGACCUACAAUCAAUGGGGGGUGAAGCAUCUUGUAAUCCUCCAAAGCUCCGUAGGAAUGCUUCUUCCUCUUCAAAUAUUAGUGGCCUUACUUUGCAAAGCAAUUCUACAAAUUCAGCUCCUUUGAAGCGCACUUCCAGCUGGUCUUUUGAUGAAAAACUACUUAUACAGUCUCUUUACAAGGUUCUGCUUUCUGUGUCAAAAAGAGAUCCGAUAGUGCUAUAUCUGAGGGAUGUUGAUAGAUUAUUAUGUAGAUCACAACAGAUAUAUAACAUGUUCCAAAAAAUGUUGAAGAAACUUUCCGGGCCGAUUCUGAUUCUUGGUUCACGAGUUCUAGAUUCUGGUAAGGAAUUUGAAGAGAUCGAUGAGAAACUUACUUUGCUCUUCCCGUACGAUAUAGAAAUCAGACCUCCAGAAGACGAAUCACGUCUUGUCAGCUGGAAGUCUCAAUUGGAAGAGGAUAUGAAGAUGAUUCAAGUUCAGGAUAACAAGAAUCACAUCACGGAAGUGCUUGCAGCCAAUGAUCUUGAUUGCGAUGACUUGGAUUCCAUCUGUGUGGCAGACACAAUGGUUCUCAGUAACUAUAUAGAAGAGAUUAUUGUGUCAGCAUUAUCUCACCAUUUGAUGAAAAACAAAGAUCUUGAAUACAGAAAUGGGAAGCUAAUUAUUUCUUGCAAUAGUUUGUCGCAUGCAUUGAAUAUAUUCCAAAAGAAGGAAAAAUUCUGUGGAAAAGAUACAUCAAAGUCAGAAGAUCAAGCUCUAAAGUCUGAGACUCCAAGUGUUGGAGAGACUGUUGUGAAACCAGCAGUGAAGGCUGAAAAUGCUGCUCCUGAAAAAAAGGCUGAAGCAGCAGUAUCAACUUCAGUUGCAAAGACAGGCGUUGAAAAAUCGGUUCCACCAUCAAAAGCUUCUGAAGCUUCUCCUGACAAUGAAUUUGAGAAGCGAAUAAGGCCUGAAGUUAUACCAGCAAAUGAGAUUGAUGUCACCUUCUCUGAUAUUGGUGCCUUAGAAGAGACAAAAGAAUCUCUUCAAGAACUAGUAAUGCUUCCUCUUCGAAGGCCAGAUCUUUUCACCGGAGGACUUCUAAAGCCAUGCAGAGGAAUAUUGUUAUUUGGGCCUCCUGGCACUGGGAAAACAAUGCUCGCAAAAGCCAUUGCAAAGGAAGCUGGAGCAAGUUUCAUUAAUGUGUCCAUGUCUACCAUCACUUCUAAAUGGUUUGGUGAAGAUGAGAAGAAUGUUCGCGCUUUAUUCACGCUUGCAGCCAAAGUCUCCCCAACCAUUAUAUUUGUUGAUGAGGUCGAUAGCAUGCUGGGGCAAAGAACGAGAGUCGGGGAGCAUGAAGCUAUGCGGAAAAUAAAGAAUGAAUUUAUGUCACAUUGGGACGGACUCAUGACAAAACAAGGAGAGCGCAUCCUUGUUCUUGCAGCAACCAAUAGGCCAUUUGAUCUGGAUGAAGCUAUUAUAAGGCGAUUUGAAAGGAGAAUCAUGAUAGGACUACCAUCUGUUGAGAAUAGGGAAAAGAUAUUAAGGACUCUUUUGGCAAAGGAGAAGGUGGACAAGGAAAUCGAUUUUAAGGAACUUGCCACCAUGACAGAAGGAUAUACCGGAAGUGAUCUUAAGAACUUCUGCACAACUGCUGCUUAUCGGCCAGUUAGAGAGUUGAUUCAGCAAGAGAGAUUAAAGGAUCUGGAUAAGAAACAGAAAGCUACCAAGGAACAUAACAAAGAUAUCCAAGACAGACAAGAAGAACAAUCUAUGGUAGGGAAUACCCAAGGAGCAAAAGAGAAACUUCAACACGAAAGAGUCAUUACUCUUAGGCCAUUGAAUAUGCAGGAUUUCAAAGAGGCCAAGAAUCAGGUUGCUGCAAGCUUUGCAGUUGAGGGAGCUGGAAUGAGUGAGUUAAUGCAGUGGAAUGAAUUAUACGGAGAAGGCGGUUCUAGGAAGCAAAAGCAGUUGUCAUACUUCCUGUGAAAAAUUACCAAGGAAGAGAAAGAAAGUCCCUUUUCAAUGAAAUUGUGUGGAAAACAUUUUCCUUUCAGGCAACCAAGUACACUAGUUAUUUAUGUCAAAUAUAUUCCAAUUCCAAUGAUAUCUUUGCUAUUUUGCUCAUAUGCAAGGAAUAUAAUUAGUUACAAGUGUAACAUAUUUUUUCUAUAAAUAAAUGUUUGCUGUCAAUCACAACAUGAUGUAUUGGUGUUUAUUUACUAGAAAUUUAUAUAUGGUGUUCAAGAGUAUUUUUUCUA